AUGGAACCACCUUCCUUUCCAAACAUUUUACAAGCUCCUACUUUAGGGUCUAGCUCAGAUGAAGAUACUGCAUAUAACAAUGACACGAAUGACUUCUCUCAUGCUGUUUUCAAGUACAUAAAUGACAUAUUAAUGGAAGAUGAUUUGGGAGAUAAAACCUGUAUGUUACAGGACUGUCUCGCUCUCCAAGCUGCUGAAAAGUCUCUUUAUGAUGUGCUCGGAGAAGAGCAUCCACCUUCUUCUGAUCACCGCGCUCCUUGUUUGGCUCAAAUCAAUGAAAGCCCGGAUGAGAAUUACACUCCAACUACAAGUGUUCAAUCAUCUGUUUUACAGUCGUUUUACUCUCCGGAAAGCGCCUUUGUGGUGCCGUAUGUUCAUGCAGAAACGCAUUCUUUUGGGCAGUUAAAUGGAGUCACGGGAAGUGCUAACAAGCUCCUUCCAUAUAGUCAUUCUGUGAAAUUUUCUUCAAUGAGGAAGGCAUCGGAUCUUCCACAGCCAGAGGAAGAGGAGGUAGCAGACAGAAUCCAGAAAAAUGGAAAGAACUACUCAUCAAAACAGACAAGGGGAAAUUAUCAAUGUGACCGUAAUGACUACUUAGAAGAAGGGAGGAGCAAGAAGCAACCUUCGGUCUCAGAGUCCACACACUUGGAGCUUCUUGAUGAUGACUUUCUGCACAGUAUCGAGAGUGGAGUACACAUAUCAUGUCCUCUGUAUGAUAAUUCACGAAGUGCAGCGUACAAUAAGUUUCUGCAUAAUGAGCAGUUAACAGCAUCUCAUAUGCGCAUGAGAACACUGGCUAAUAAAAGAGAGACAGACCUGUGGACUCAGCUAAUUCUUUGUGCAGAAGCUGCAGGAAGAGGUGAUCAAAAGACAGCAAGUGCGAAAUUAAAACAGAUUAGGCAACAUUCUUCUCCUUUCGGGGAUGCAAAUCAAAGAUUGGCACAUUAUUUCGCUAAUGGCCUCGAGGAACGCCUUGCCGGCACUGGAAUGUUACUCUCUGGACCCAUUACACAAAAUUCGACAACAGCUGUUGACAUCCUGAAUGCUUAUAAGCUUUAUGUUACAAUAUGUCCUUUCAGGAAGAUGACAAAUUUGUGUGCAAACCGAACAAUUGCGAGGGUAGCAGUUAAGGCAACAAGCGUGCACAUCAUUGAUUUUGGCAUCAGUUAUGGAUUUCAAUGGCCUUGCUUUAUCUACCGUCAUUCAUUAAGGCCUGGUGGACCUCCCAAGAUUCGCAUUACGGGAAUUGAGCUUCCCCAACCAGGUUUUCGGCCUGCAGAAAGGGUUGAAGAGACUGGCCGUCGUUUACAAAGAUUGGCUGACAGAAUGAAGGUUCCGUUUGAGUACAAUGCCAUAGCCCAGAAAUGGGAAACUAUUCAAUAUGAGGAUCUCAAGAUCGAUAGAGAUCGAGAUGAGGUGAUUGUUGUCAACUGCAUGUACCGAUUCAAGAACUUACCUGACGACACAAUGGCGUACAACAGCCCCAGGGAUGCUGUUCUUAAAUUGAUUAAGACAAUCAAUCCUGAUGUAUUCCUCCAUGGAGUGCGUAAUGGCUCUUACAAUGCUCCCUUCUUUGUCACAAGGUUCCGCGAAGCAUUGUUCCAUUACUCCGCAUAUUUUGAUAUGCUCGAAGCCAAUGCACCUCGAGAAGAUCAAGAAAGAUUGCUAUUCGAGAGAGAAAUGAUUGGAAGGGAUGCUAUAAAUGUGGUAGCAUGUGAGGGUACACGAAGGAUUGAAAGGCCAGAGACAUACAAGCAAUGGCAGAUGAGGAAUUUGAGGAAUGGAUUUAGGCAGAUCCCAUUACAUCAAAGUAUCAUAAACAGAGUGAAAAGCAUUAAACCCGAUUAUCAUAAAGAUUUUAUCGUUGAUGAGGAUGGACAAUGGGUACUUCUUGGAUGGAAGGGAAAGAUAUUUCAUGCUAUUUCAGCUUGGAAACCUGUCCAGGAGUAACCCCAUAAAACUAUGAUGUUUUCGUUUUUUUUUUACGAGUAAAAUUAUGCUUGAACUUCUUAUACUUCUAUGUUGAGCAACUGUAACAGUCCUCUUGCACUGGUUUUCUGCGCAUCUGAUAUCGUUAUUACUAAAUGAUC
Messenger RNA from Populus euphratica (Euphrates poplar), 2090 nucleotides. RefSeq names its product scarecrow-like protein 14. The record is from RefSeq and is a predicted model, not a curated record. NCBI's taxonomy places the organism in Eukaryota, Viridiplantae, Streptophyta, Magnoliopsida, Malpighiales, Salicaceae. The transcript has a single exon. Bases 1 to 1950 code for a protein of 649 amino acids.